Messenger RNA from Lytechinus pictus (painted urchin), 16425 nucleotides. Its product is annotated as serine-rich adhesin for platelets-like. The transcript has 2 exons. Lineage: Eukaryota; Metazoa; Echinodermata; Echinoidea; Temnopleuroida; Toxopneustidae. The record is from RefSeq and is a predicted model, not a curated record. The annotation marks the transcript as partial.
AUGGCUGAUACAACAACCGAAGAAACGACACCAGCUGAUACAACAACUGAAGAAAUUACUUCAGCUGAUACAACAAAUGAAGAAACCACACUAGCUGUUACUACACCUGAAAAAACUACGCGAGCUGAUACAACAACAGAAGAAACUACACCGACUGAUACAACAACUGAAGAAACAACACUAGCUGAUACAACAACAGUAGAAACUACACCAGCCGAUACAACAACUGAAGAAACUACGACGGCUGAUACAACAACCGAAGAAACGACACCAGCUGAUACAGCAACUGAAGAAACUACUUCAGCUGCUACAACAAAUGAAGAAACAACACCAGCUGAUACUACAACAGAAGAAACCACACCAGCUGAUACAACAACAGAAGGAUCUACACUAGCUGAUACAACAACAGAAGGAUCUACACUAACUGUUACUUCAACUGAAGAAACUACAACAGCUGAUAGAACAACUGAAGAAACUACACUAGCUGAUACAACAACAGUAGAAACUACACCAGCUGAUACAAUAACUGAAGAAACCACACCAGAUGAUACAACAACAGAAGGAUCUACACUAGCCGUUACUACAACUGAAGAAACUACGAAAACUGAUCCAACAACUGAAGAAACUACGCCAGCUUAUACAACAACAGUAGAAAUUACACAAGCCGAUCCAACAACUGAAGAAACUACUUCAGCUGAUACAGCAAAUGAAGAAAUCACACCAGAUGAUACAAGAACAGAGGGAUCUACACUAGCUGAUACAACAACUGAAGAAACUACACCAGCCGAUACUACAGCUGAAGAAACUACGACGGCUGAUACAACAACCGAAGAAAUUACACCAGCUGAUACAACAACUGACGAAACUACGCCAGCUGAUACAACAACAGAAGAAACUACACCGGCUGAUACAACAACUGAAGAAACUACUUCAGCUGCUAGAACAAAUGAAGAAACCACACCAGCUGAUACAACAACAGAAGGAUUUACACUAGCUGUUACUACAACUGAAGAAACUACAACAGCUGAAACAACAACUGAAGAAACUACGCCAGCUAAUACAACAACAGAAGAAACUACACCGGCUGAUACAACAACCGAAGAAACGACACCAGCUGAUACAACAACUGAAGAAACUACACCAGCCGAUACAACAACCGAAGAAACUACGACGGCUGAUACAACAACCGAAGAAAUUACACCAGCUGAUACAACAACUGAAGAAACUACGACAGGUGAUACAACAACUGAAGACACGACACCAGCUGACACAACAAGUGAAGAAACUACUUCAGCUGAUACAACAAAUGAAGAAACUACACCAGCUGAUACAACACCUGAAGAAACCACAACAGCUGAUACAACAACAGAAGAAACUACACCGGCUGAUACAAGAACUGAAGAAACUACAUUAGCUAUUACAACAACAUUAGAAACUACACCAGCCGAUACAACAACUGAAGAAACAACGAUGGCUGAUUCAACAACCGAAGAAACGACAUCAGCUGAUACAACAACUGAAGAAACUACUUCAGCUGAUACAACAAAUAAAGAAACCACACCAGCUGAUACAACAACAGAAGGAUCUACACUAACUGUUACUUCAACUGAAGAAACUACAGCAGCUGAUAAAACAACAGAAGAAACUACACCGGCUGAUAGAACAACUGAAGAAACUACACUAGCUGAUACAACAACAGUAGAAACUACACCAGCUGAUACAAUAACUGAAGAAACCACACCAGAUGAUACAAGAACAGAGGGAUCUACACUAGCUGAUACAACAACCGAAGAAACUACACCAGCCGAUACAACAACUGAAGAAACUACGACGGCUGAUACAACAACCGAAGAAACGACACAAGCUGAUACAACAACUGAAGAAACAACUUCAGCUGCUACAACGAAUGAAGAAACCACACCAGCUGAUACAACAACAGAAGGAUCUACACUAGCCGUUACUACAACUGAAGAAACUACGAAAACUGAUCCAACAACUGAAGAAACUACGCCAGCUUAUACAACAACAGUAGAAAUUACACAAGCCGAUCCAACAACUGAAGAAACUACUUCAGCUGAUACAGCAAAUGAAGAAACCACACCAGAUGAUACAAGAACAGAGGGAUCUACACUAGCUGAUACAACAACUGAAGAAACUACACCAGCCGAUACUACAGCUGAAGAAACUACGACGGCUGAUACAACAACCGAAGAAAUUACACCAGCUGAUACAACAACUGAAGAAACUACGCCAGCUGAUACAACAACAGAAGAAACUACACCGGCUGAUACAACAACUGAAGAAACUACUUCAGCUGCUAGAACAAAUGAAGAAACCACACCAGCUGAUACAACAGCAGAAGGAUUUACACUAGCUGUUACUACAACUGAAGAAACUACAACAGCUGAAACAACAACUGAAGAAACUACGCCAGCUGAUACAACAACAGAAGAAACUACAUCGGCUGAUACAACAACUGAAGAAACUACGACGGCUGAUACAACAACCGAAGAAACGACACCAGCUGAUACAACAACUGAAGAAACUACACCAGCCGAUACAACAACUGAAGAAACUACGACGGCUGAUACAACAACCGAAGAAAUUACACCAGCUGAUACAACAACUGAAGAAACUACGACAGGUGAUACAACAACUGAAGACACGACACCAGCUGACACAACAAGUGAAGAAACUACUUCAGCUGAUACAACAAAUGAAGAAACUACACCAGCUGAUACAACACCUGAAGAAACCACAACAGCUGAUACAAAGACAGAAGAAACUACACCGGCUGAUACAAGAACUGAAGAAACUACAUUAGCUGAUACAACAACAUUAGAAACUACACCAGCCGAUACAACAACUGAAGAAACAACGAUGGCUGAUUCAACAACCGAAGAAACGACACCAGCUGAUACAACAACUGAAGAAACUACUUCAGCUGAUACAACAAAUAAAGAAACCACACCAGCUGAUACAACAACAGAAGGAUCUACACUAGCUGUUACUACAACUGAAGAAACUACACCAGCUGAUACAACUCCUGAAGAAACCACACCAGCUGAUACAACAAUAGGAGAAACAACACCGUCUGAUACAACAACUGAAGGAACUACACUGGCUGAUACAACAACAGUAGAAAUUACACCAGCCGAUACAACAACUGAAGAAACUACGACGGCUGAUACAACAACUGAAGAAACCACACCAGAUGAUACAAGAACAGAGGGAUCUACACUAGCUGAUACAACAACUGAAGAAACUACACCAGCCGAUACAACAACCGAAGAAACUACGACGGCUGAUACAACAAAUGAAGAAACCACACCAGCUGAUACUACAACUGAAGAAAUUACUUCAGCUGAUACUACAAAUGGAGAAACCACACCAGCUGAUACAACAACAGAAGGAUCUACACUAGCAGUUAUUACAACUGAAGAAACUACGACAACUGAAUCAACAUCAGAAGAAACUACACCGGCUGAUACAACAACUGAAGAAACUACGCCAGAUGAUACAACACCUGAAGAAACCACACCAGCUGAUAUAACAACAGAAGAACCUACACCGGCUGAUACAACAACUGAUGAAACUACGCCACCUGAUACAACAACAGAAGAAACUACACCGGCUGAUACAACAACUGAAGAAACUACACCACCCGAUACUACAGCUGAAGAAACUACGACGGCUGAUACAACAACAGAAGAAACUACACCGGCUGAUACAAGAACUGAAGAAACUACAUUAGCUGAUACAACAACAUUAGAAACUACGACAGCCGAUACAACAACUGAAGAAACAACCUUGGCUGAUUCAACAACCGAAGAAACGACACCAGCUGAUCCAACAACUGAAGAAACUACUCCAGCUAAUACAACAACAGAAGAAACUACACCGGCUGAUACAACAACUGAAGGAACUAUACUGGCUGAUACAACAAAUGAAGAAACCACACUAGCUGUUACUACACCUGAAAAAACUACGCGAGCUGAUACAACAACAGAAGAAACUACACCGACUGAUACAACAACUGAAGAAACAACACUAGCUGAUACAACAACAGUAGAAACUACACCAGCCGAUACAACAACUGAAGAAACUACGACGGCUGAUACAACAACCGAAGAAACGACACCAGCUGAUACAGCAACUGAAGAAACUACUUCAGCUGCUACAACAAAUGAAGAAACAACACCAGCUGAUACUACAACAGAAGAAACCACACCAGCUGAUACAACAACAGAAGGAUCUACACUAGCUGAUACAACAACAGAAGGAUCUACACUAACUGUUACUUCAACUGAAGAAACUACAACAGCUGAUAGAACAACUGAAGAAACUACACUAGCUGAUACAACAACAGUAGAAACUACACCAGCUGAUACAAUAACUGAAGAAACCACACCAGAUGAUACAACAACAGAAGGAUCUACACUAGCCGUUACUACAACUGAAGAAACUACGAAAACUGAUCCAACAACUGAAGAAACUACGCCAGCUUAUACAACAACAGUAGAAAUUACACAAGCCGAUCCAACAACUGAAGAAACUACUUCAGCUGAUACAGCAAAUGAAGAAAUCACACCAGAUGAUACAAGAACAGAGGGAUCUACACUAGCUGAUACAACAACUGAAGAAACUACACCAGCCGAUACUACAGCUGAAGAAACUACGACGGCUGAUACAACAACCGAAGAAAUUACACCAGCUGAUACAACAACUGACGAAACUACGCCAGCUGAUACAACAACAGAAGAAACUACACCGGCUGAUACAACAACUGAAGAAACUACUUCAGCUGCUAGAACAAAUGAAGAAACCACACCAGCUGAUACAACAACAGAAGGAUUUACACUAGCUGUUACUACAACUGAAGAAACUACAACAGCUGAAACAACAACUGAAGAAACUACGCCAGCUAAUACAACAACAGAAGAAACUACACCGGCUGAUACAACAACCGAAGAAACGACACCAGCUGAUACAACAACUGAAGAAACUACACCAGCCGAUACAACAACCGAAGAAACUACGACGGCUGAUACAACAACCGAAGAAAUUACACCAGCUGAUACAACAACUGAAGAAACUACGACAGGUGAUACAACAACUGAAGACACGACACCAGCUGACACAACAAGUGAAGAAACUACUUCAGCUGAUACAACAAAUGAAGAAACUACACCAGCUGAUACAACACCUGAAGAAACCACAACAGCUGAUACAACAACAGAAGAAACUACACCGGCUGAUACAAGAACUGAAGAAACUACAUUAGCUAUUACAACAACAUUAGAAACUACACCAGCCGAUACAACAACUGAAGAAACAACGAUGGCUGAUUCAACAACCGAAGAAACGACAUCAGCUGAUACAACAACUGAAGAAACUACUUCAGCUGAUACAACAAAUAAAGAAACCACACCAGCUGAUACAACAACAGAAGGAUCUACACUAACUGUUACUUCAACUGAAGAAACUACAGCAGCUGAUAAAACAACAGAAGAAACUACACCGGCUGAUAGAACAACUGAAGAAACUACACUAGCUGAUACAACAACAGUAGAAACUACACCAGCUGAUACAAUAACUGAAGAAACCACACCAGAUGAUACAAGAACAGAGGGAUCUACACUAGCUGAUACAACAACCGAAGAAACUACACCAGCCGAUACAACAACUGAAGAAACUACGACGGCUGAUACAACAACCGAAGAAACGACACAAGCUGAUACAACAACUGAAGAAACAACUUCAGCUGCUACAACGAAUGAAGAAACCACACCAGCUGAUACAACAACAGAAGGAUCUACACUAGCCGUUACUACAACUGAAGAAACUACGAAAACUGAUCCAACAACUGAAGAAACUACGCCAGCUUAUACAACAACAGUAGAAAUUACACAAGCCGAUCCAACAACUGAAGAAACUACUUCAGCUGAUACAGCAAAUGAAGAAACCACACCAGAUGAUACAAGAACAGAGGGAUCUACACUAGCUGAUACAACAACUGAAGAAACUACACCAGCCGAUACUACAGCUGAAGAAACUACGACGGCUGAUACAACAACCGAAGAAAUUACACCAGCUGAUACAACAACUGAAGAAACUACGCCAGCUGAUACAACAACAGAAGAAACUACACCGGCUGAUACAACAACUGAAGAAACUACUUCAGCUGCUAGAACAAAUGAAGAAACCACACCAGCUGAUACAACAGCAGAAGGAUUUACACUAGCUGUUACUACAACUGAAGAAACUACAACAGCUGAAACAACAACUGAAGAAACUACGCCAGCUGAUACAACAACAGAAGAAACUACAUCGGCUGAUACAACAACUGAAGAAACUACGACGGCUGAUACAACAACCGAAGAAACGACACCAGCUGAUACAACAACUGAAGAAACUACACCAGCCGAUACAACAACUGAAGAAACUACGACGGCUGAUACAACAACCGAAGAAAUUACACCAGCUGAUACAACAACUGAAGAAACUACGACAGGUGAUACAACAACUGAAGACACGACACCAGCUGACACAACAAGUGAAGAAACUACUUCAGCUGAUACAACAAAUGAAGAAACUACACCAGCUGAUACAACACCUGAAGAAACCACAACAGCUGAUACAAAGACAGAAGAAACUACACCGGCUGAUACAAGAACUGAAGAAACUACAUUAGCUGAUACAACAACAUUAGAAACUACACCAGCCGAUACAACAACUGAAGAAACAACGAUGGCUGAUUCAACAACCGAAGAAACGACACCAGCUGAUACAACAACUGAAGAAACUACUUCAGCUGAUACAACAAAUAAAGAAACCACACCAGCUGAUACAACAACAGAAGGAUCUACACUAGCUGUUACUACAACUGAAGAAACUACACCAGCUGAUACAACUCCUGAAGAAACCACACCAGCUGAUACAACAAUAGGAGAAACAACACCGUCUGAUACAACAACUGAAGGAACUACACUGGCUGAUACAACAACAGUAGAAAUUACACCAGCCGAUACAACAACUGAAGAAACUACGACGGCUGAUACAACAACUGAAGAAACCACACCAGAUGAUACAAGAACAGAGGGAUCUACACUAGCUGAUACAACAACUGAAGAAACUACACCAGCCGAUACAACAACCGAAGAAACUACGACGGCUGAUACAACAAAUGAAGAAACCACACCAGCUGAUACUACAACUGAAGAAAUUACUUCAGCUGAUACUACAAAUGGAGAAACCACACCAGCUGAUACAACAACAGAAGGAUCUACACUAGCAGUUAUUACAACUGAAGAAACUACGACAACUGAAUCAACAUCAGAAGAAACUACACCGGCUGAUACAACAACUGAAGAAACUACGCCAGAUGAUACAACACCUGAAGAAACCACACCAGCUGAUAUAACAACAGAAGAACCUACACCGGCUGAUACAACAACUGAUGAAACUACGCCACCUGAUACAACAACAGAAGAAACUACACCGGCUGAUACAACAACUGAAGAAACUACACCACCCGAUACUACAGCUGAAGAAACUACGACGGCUGAUACAACAACAGAAGAAACUACACCGGCUGAUACAAGAACUGAAGAAACUACAUUAGCUGAUACAACAACAUUAGAAACUACGACAGCCGAUACAACAACUGAAGAAACAACCUUGGCUGAUUCAACAACCGAAGAAACGACACCAGCUGAUCCAACAACUGAAGAAACUACUCCAGCUAAUACAACAACAGAAGAAACUACACCGGCUGAUACAACAACUGAAGGAACUAUACUGGCUGAUACAACAACAGUAGAAAUUACACAAGCCGAUCCAACAACUGAAGAAACUACUUCAGCUGAUACAGCAAAUGAAGAAACCACACCAGCUGAUACAACAACAGAAGGAUCUACACUAGCUGAUACAACAACAGAAGGAUCUACACUAACUGUUACUUCAACUGAAGAAACUACAACAGCUGAUAAAACAACAGAAGAAACUACACCGGCUGAUAGAACAACUGAAGAAACUACACUAGCUGAUACAACAACAGUAGAAACUACACCAGCUGAUACAAUAACUGAAGAAACCACACCAGAUGAUACAAGAACAGAGGGAUCUACACUAGCUGAUACAACAACCGAAGAAACUACACCAGCCGAUACAACAACUGAAGAAACUACGACGGCUGAUACAACAACCGAAGAAACGACACAAGCUGAUACAACAACUGAAGAAACAACUUCAGCUGCUACAACGAAUGAAGAAACCACACCAGCUGAUACAACAACAGAAGGAUCUACACUAGCCGUUACUACAACUGAAGAAACUACGAAAACUGAUCCAACAACUGAAGAAACUACGCCAGCUUAUACAACAACAGUAGAAAUUACACAAGCCGAUCCAACAACUGAAGAAACUACUUCAGCUGAUACAGCAAAUGAAGAAAUCACACCAGAUGAUACAAGAACAGAGGGAUCUACACUAGCUGAUACAACAACUGAAGAAACUACACCAGCCGAUACUACAGCUGAAGAAACUACGACGGCUGAUACAACAACCGAAGAAAUUACACCAGCUGAUACAACAACUGACGAAACUACGCCAGCUGAUACAACAACAGAAGAAACUACACCGGCUGAUACAACAACUGAAGAAACUACUUCAGCUGCUAGAACAAAUGAAGAAACCACACCAGCUGAUACAACAACAGAAGGAUUUACACAAGCUGUUACUACAACUGAAGAAACUACAACAGCUGAAACAACAACUGAAGAAACUACGCCAGCUGAUACAACAACAGAAGAAACUACACCGGCUGAUACAGCAACCGAAGAAACGACACCAGCUGAUACAACAACUGAAGAAACUACACCAGCCGAUACAACAAUUGAAGAAACUACGACGGCUGAUACAAGAACUGAAGAAACUACAUUAGCUGAUACAACAACAUUAGAAACUACGACAGCCGAUACAACAACUGAAGAAACAACGAUGGCUGAUUCAACAACCGAAGAAACGACACCAGCUGAUCCAACAACUGAAGAAACUACUCCAGCUAAUACAACAACAGAAGAAACUACACCGGCUGAUACAACAACUGAAGGAACUAUACUGGCUGAUACAACAGCAGUAGAAAUUACACAAGCCGAUCAAACAACUGAAGAAACUACUUCAGCUGAUACAGCAAAUGAAGAAACCACACAAGCUGAUACAACAACAGAAGGAUCUACACUAGCCGUUACUACAACUGAAGAAACUACGAAAACUGAUCCAACAACUGAAGAAACUACGCCAGCUUAUACAACAACAGUAGAAAUUACACAAGCCGAACCAACAACUGAAGAAACAACUUCAGCUGAUACAGCAAAUGAAGAAAUCACACCAGAUGAUACAAGAACAGAGGAAUCUACACUAGCUGAUACAACAACUGAAGAAACUACACCAGCCGAUACUACAGCUGAAGAAACUACGACGGCUGAUACAACAACCGAAGAAAUUACACCAGCUGAUACAACAACUGACGAAACUACGCCAGCUGAUACAACAACAGAAGAAACUACACCGGCUGAUACAACAACUGAAGAAACUACUUCAGCUGCUAGAACAAAUGAAGAAACCACACCAGCUGAUACAACAACAGAAGGAUUUACACAAGCUGUUACUACAACUGAAGAAACUACAACAGCUGAAACAACAACUGAACAAACUACGCCAGCUGAUACAACAACAGAAGAAACUACACCGGCUGAUACAGCAACCGAAGAAACGACACCAGCUGAUACAACAACUGAAGAAACUACACCAGCCGAUACAACAAUUGAAGAAACUACGACGGCUGAUACAAGAACUGAAGAAACUACAUUAGCUGAUACAACAACAUUAGAAACUACGACAGCCGAUACAACAACUGAAGAAACAACGAUGGCUGAUUCAACAACCGAAGAAACGACACCAGCUGAUCCAACAACUGAAGAAACUACUCCAGCUAAUACAACAACAGAAGAAACUACACCGGCUGAUACAACAACUGAAGGAACUAUACUGGCUCAUACAACAGCAGUAGAAAUUACACAAGCCGAUCCAACAACUGAAGAAACUACUUCAGCUGAUACAGCAAAUGAAGAAACCACACCAGCUGAUACAACAACAGAAGGAUCUACACUAGCUGAUACAACAACAGAAGGAUCUACACUAACUGUUACUUCAACUGAAGAAACUACAACAGCUGAUAAAACAACAGAAGAAACUACACCGGCUGAUAGAACAACUGAAGAAACUACACUAGCUGAUACAACAACAGUAGAAACUACACCAGCUGAUACAAUAACUGAAGAAACCACACCAGAUGAUACAAGAACAGAGGGAUCUACACUAGCUGAUACAACAACCGAAGAAACUACACCAGCCGAUACAACAACUGAAGAAACUACGACGGCUGAUACAACAACCGAAGAAACGACACAAGCUGAUACAACAACUGAAGAAACAACUUCAGCUGCUACAACGAAUGAAGAAACCACACCAGCUGAUACAACAACAGAAGGAUCUACACUAGCCGUUACUACAACUGAAGAAACUACGAAAACUGAUCCAACAACUGAAGAAACUACGCCAGCUUAUACAACAACAGUAGAAAUUACACAAGCCGAUCCAACAACUGAAGAAACUACUUCAGCUGAUACAGCAAAUGAAGAAAUCACACCAGAUGAUACAAGAACAGAGGGAUCUACACUAGCUGAUACAACAACUGAAGAAACUACACCAGCCGAUACUACAGCUGAAGAAACUACGACGGCUGAUACAACAACCGAAGAAAUUACACCAGCUGAUACAACAACUGACGAAACUACGCCAGCUGAUACAACAACAGAAGAAACUACACCGGCUGAUACAACAACUGAAGAAACUACUUCAGCUGCUAGAACAAAUGAAGAAACCACACCAGCUGAUACAUCAACAGAAGGAUUUACACAAGCUGUUACUGCAACUGAAGAAACUACAACAGCUGAAACAACAACUGAAGAAACUACGCCAGCUGAUACAACAACAGAAGAAACUACACCGGCUGAUACAGCAACCGAAGAAACGACACCAGCUGAUACAACAACUGAAGAAACUACACCAGCCGAUACAACAAUUGAAGAAACUACGACGGCUGAUACAACAACCGAAGAAAUUACACCAGCUGAUACAACAACUGAAGAAACUACGACAGGUGAUACAACAACUGAAGACACGACACCAGCUGACACAACAAGUGAAGAAACUACUUCAGCUGAUACAACAAAUGAAGAAACUACACCAGCUGAUACAACACCUGAAGAAACCACAACAGCUGAUACAACAACAGAAGAAACUACACCGGCUGAUACAAGAACUGAAGAAACUACAUUAGCUGAUACAACAACAUUAGAAACUACACCAGCCGAUACAACAACUGAAGAAACAACGAUGGCUGAUUCAACAACCGAAGAAACGACACCAGCUGAUACAACAACUGAAGAAACUACUUCAGCUGAUACAACAAAUAAAGAAACCACACCAGCCGAUACAACAACAGAAGGAUCUACACUAACUGUUACUUCAACUGAAGAAACUACAACAGCUGAUAAAACAACAGAAGAAACUACACCGGCUGAUAGAACAACUGAAGAAACUACACUAGCUGAUACAAUAACUGAAGAAACCACACCAGAUGAUACAAGAACAGAGGGAUCUACACUAGCUGAUACAACAACCGAAGAAACUACACCAGCCGAUACAACAACUGAAGAAACUACGACGGCUGAUACAACAACCGAAGAAACGACACAAGCUGAUACAACAACUGAAGAAACAACUUCAGCUGCUACAACGAAUGAAGAAACCACACCAGCUGAUACAACAACAGAAGGAUCUACACUAGCCGUUACUACAACUGAAGAAACUACGAAAACUGAUCCAACAACUGAAGAAACUACGCCAGCUUAUACAACAACAGUAGAAAUUACACAAGCCGAUCCAACAACUGAAGAAACUACUUCAGCUGAUACAGCAAAUGAAGAAACCACACCAGAUGAUACAAGAACAGAGGGAUCUACACUAGCUGAUACAACAACUGAAGAAACUACACCAGCCGAUACUACAGCUGAAGAAACUACGACGGCUGAUACAACAACCGAAGAAAUUACACCAGCUGAUACAACAACUGACGAAACUACGCCAGCUGAUACAACAACAGAAGAAACUACACCGGCUGAUACAACAACUGAAGAAACUACUUCAGCUGCUAGAACAAAUGAAGAAACCACACCAGCUGAUACAACAACAGAAGGAUUUACACUAGCUGUUACUACAACUGAAGAAACUACAACAGCUGAAACAACAACUGAAGAAACUACGCCAGCUAAUACAACAACAGAAGAAACUACACCGGCUGAUACAACAACCGAAGAAACGACACCAGCUGAUACAACAACUGAAGAAACUACACCAGCCGAUACAACAACUGAAGAAACUACUUCAGCUGAUACAACAAAUAAAGAAACCACACCAGCCGAUACAACAACAGAAGGAUCUACACUAACUGUUACUUCAACUGAAGAAACUACAACAGCUGAUAAAACAACAGAAGAAACUACACCGGCUGAUAGAACAACUGAAGAAACUACACUAGCUGAUACAACAACAGUAGAAACUACACCAGCUGAUACAAUAACUGAAGAAACCACACCAGAUGAUACAAGAACAGAGGGAUCUACACUAGCUGAUACAACAACCGAAGAAACUACACCAGCCGAUACAACAACUGAAGAAACUACGACGGCUGAUACAACAACCGAAGAAACGACACAAGCUGAUACAACAACUGAAGAAACAACUUCAGCUGCUACAACGAAUGAAGAAACCACACCAGCUGAUACAACAACAGAAGGAUCUACACUAGCCGUUACUACAACUGAAGAAACUACGAAAACUGAUCCAACAACUGAAGAAACUACGCCAGCUUAUACAACAACAGUAGAAAUUACACAAGCCGAUCCAACAACUGAAGAAACUACUUCAGCUGAUACAGCAAAUGAAGAAACCACACCAGAUGAUACAAGAACAGAGGGAUCUACACUAGCUGAUACAACAACUGAAGAAACUACACCAGCCGAUACUACAGCUGAAGAAACUACGACGGCUGAUACAACAACCGAAGAAAUUACACCAGCUGAUACAACAAUUGAAGAAACUACGCCAGCUGAUACAACAACAGAAGAAACUACACCGGCUGAUACAACAACUGAAGAAACUACUUCAGCUGCUAAAACAAAUGAAGAAACCACACCAGCUGAUACAACAACAGAAGGAUUUACACUAGCUGUUACUACAACUGAAGAAACUACAACAGCUAAAACAACAACUGAAGAAACUACGCCAGCUGAUACAACAACAGAAGAAACUACACCGGCUGAUACAACAACUGAAGAAACUACGACGGCUGAUACAACAACCGAAGAAACGACACCAGCUGAUACAACAACUGAAGAAACUACACCAGCCGAUACAACAACUGAAGAAACUACGACGGCUGAUACCAGAACCGAAGAAAUUACACCAGCUGAUACAACAACUGAAGAAACUACGACAGGUGAUACAACAACUGAAGACACGACACCAGCUGACAAAACAAGUGAAGAAACUACUUCAGCUGAUACAACAAAUGAAGAAACUACACCAGCUGAUACAACACCUGAAGAAACCACAACAGCUGAUACAACAACAGAAGAAACUACACCGGCUGAUACAAGAACUGAAGAAACUACAUUAGCUGAUACAACAACAUUAGAAACUACACCAGCUGAUACAACAACUGAAGAAACUACUUCAGCUGAUACAACAAAUAAAGAAACUACACCAGCUGAUACAACAACAGAAGGAUCUACACUAGCUGUUACUACAACUGAAGAAACUACACCAGCUGAUACAACUCCUGAAGAAACCACACCAGCUGAUACAACAAUAGAAGAAACUACACCGGCUGAUACAACAACUGAAGGAACUACACUGGCUGAUACAACAGCAGUAGAAAUUACACCAGCCGAUACAACAACUGAAGAAACUACGACGGCUGAUACAACAACUGAAGAAACCACACCAGAUGAUACAAGAACAGAGGGAUCUACACUAGCUGAUACAACAACUGAAGAAACUACACCAGCCGAUACAACAACUGAAGAAACUACGACGGCUGAUACAACAAAUGAAGAAACCACACCAGCUGAUACCACAACUGAAGAAAUUACUUCAGCUGAUACUACAAAUGGAGAAACCACACCAGCUGAUACAACAACAGAAGGAUCUACACUAGCAGUUAUUACAACUGAAGAAACUACGACAGCUGAAUCAACAUCAGAAGAAACUACACCGGCUGAUACAACAACUGAAGAAACUACGCCAGAUGAUAAAACACCUGAAGAAACCACACCAGCUGAUAUAACAACAGAAGAACCUACACCGGCUGAUACAACAACUGAUGAAACUACGCCACCUGAUACAACAACAGAAGAAACUACACCGGCUGAUACAACAACUGAAGAAACUACACCAGCCGAUACUACAGCUGAAGAAACUACGACGGCUGAUACAACAACAGAAGAAACUACACCGGCUGAUAAAAGAACUGAAGAAACUACAUUAGCUGAUACAACAACAUUAGAAACUACACCAGGUGAUACAACAACUGAAGAAACAACGAUGGCUGAUUCAACAACCGAAGAAACGACACCAGCUGAUACAACAACUGAAGAAACUACUUCAGCUGAUACAACAAAUAAAGAAACCACACCAGCUGAUACAACAACAGAAGGAUCUACACUAGCUGUUACUACAACUGAAGAAACUACACCAGCUGAUACAACUCCUGAAGAAACCACACCAGCUGCUACAACGACUGAAGAAACCACACCAGCUGAUACAACAACAGAAGGAUCUACACUAGCCGUUACUACAACUGAAAAAACUACGACAGCUGAUCCAACAACUGAAGAAACUACGCCAGCUUAUACAACAACAUUAGAAAUUACACAAGCCGAUCCAACAACUGAAGAAACUACGACAGGUGAUACAACAACUGAAGACACGACACCAGCUGACAAAACAAGUGAAGAAACUACUUCAGCUGAUACAACAAAUGAAGAAACUACACCAGCUGAUACAACACCUGAAGAAACCACAACAGCUGAUACAACAACAGAAGAAACUACACCGGCUGAUACAAGAACUGAAGAAACUACAUUAGCUGAUACAACAACAUUAGAAACUACACCAGCCGAUACAACAACUGAAGAAACAACGAUGGCUGAUUCAACAACCGAAGAAACGACACCAGCUGAUACAACAACUGAAGAAACUACUUCAGCUGAUACAACAACUGAAGAAACUACACCAGCUGAUUCAACAACGGAAGCAACUACACCAAUUGAUACAACACCAGAAGAAACAACAUCAUAUGAUACAACAACUGAAGACACUACACCAGCUGAUACAACAACAGAAGAAACGACACCAGCUGAUACAACAACUGAAGAAACUACACCGACUGACACAACAACAGAAGAAACAACAACACCAGCUGAUACAAUAACUGAAGAAACUACACCAGCUGAUACAACAACUAAAGAACCCACACCAGAUGAUACAACAACAGAAGGAUCUACACCAGCUGAUACAGGAACUGAAGAAACUACACCAGCUGAUUUAACAACUGAAGCAACUACACCAGUUGAUACAACACCAGAAGAAACAACACCAGAUGAUACAACAACUGAAGACACUACACCAGCUGAUACAACAACAGAAGAAACGACACCAGCUGAUACAACAACUGAAGAAACUACACCGGCUGAUACCAGAACAGAAGAAACUACACCGGCCCAUACAACAACACAAGAAUCUACACCAGCUGAUACAACUGAAGAUACUACACCAGCUGAUACAACCACUGAAGAAACUAUACCAACUGAUACUACCACAAAGGAAACUACACCAGCUGAUACAACAACAGAAGAAACUACACUGGCUGAUACAACAACACAAGAAACAACAUUAGCCGAUACAACAACACAAGAAACGACAACAGCUGAUACAACAACAUAUGAAACUACACCAGCUGAUAAAACAACUGAAAUAACUACACCCGCUGAUACAACAAAUGAAGAAACUACACCAGCUGAUACAACUACUGAAGAAACUACACUGGCUGAUACAGCCACUGAAGAAACUAUACCAGCUGAUUCAACAACUGAAAGCACCACAUUGAAGAAUGCCAGUACAGUGAUUCCUACAACAAUUAAAAUGCCUACUACGACUACUGUUAUACUUACUACUUCAGCUACUACUACAACUACUACUACUGCUACUAUUACUAUUACUACUGCUACUGCUACUACU